UAAAUCGUAUUUAGAUUCGAUUGGAGAAUUGAUGGAUCAAAGACAGUUUGAUGAAAAAGGUAGAUUGAUGGCAUCUAAACCUAAUCUGAAAUCAAAUCAAAAACCUACUAUCACUUCAAUUAAUCAAACUGAAAAGAAUCAAAAAGUUAUUGACGAAAGUGAAGUGAAUGAAACUAAAGAAAUCAAACCGGUUCAACUUCCAACAGAAUCGUACCAAGACGCUCAAAAAGAUCUUCCAGUUGAUCUGACCCCUAUCCGAUCCAACGAAAAGACCCGACUAAACUGGCGAGAAAAGUUAUACCUAGCACCUUUAACGACCGUAGGAAACUUACCGUUCCGAAGAUUAUGUAGUACUUUAGGAUGUGAAAUCACGUGUGGAGAGAUGGCCUUAUGUCAAGAUUUGAUUGGAGCUAAUACCAAUGAAUGGAGUUUGGUCAAACGACAUCCUAGUGAAAAGAUCUUUGGAGUUCAAGUCGCUGGAUCUAGACCUCAACUCUUGGUACCGGCUGCUGAGAUGAUUGGGAAUGAAUUGAAGGUAGAUUUUGUUGAUGUCAAUUGUGGUUGUCCAAUUGAUUUAGUAUUCAAAAAGGGAUCAGGUGCCGCUUUAUUAGAACAUACACAAAGACUUGGAAAAAGUUUAAUCGGAAUGUCAAAGGUUUUAAAAGAGAUUCCAUUAACGAUUAAACUAAGAACAGGCAUUACAGAAGGUAAGAAUCUAGCACAUAAGAUCAUACCUCAAUUACAACAUUGGGGAGUUGGUGCUACAACACUUCAUGGUAGGUCUAGACAACAAAGGUAUUCUAAAAGAGCAGAUUGGAAUUAUAUUUCAGAAUGUGUGAAGACUUUACAUCGAACGUUUGAAGAAGAACCAGAUUUACCACAAAUUCCGAUCUUCGGUAAUGGUGAUUGUUAUGAUUAUAGAGAAUAUUAUGAAAAUAUGGAAAUGAGUGGAGUAGAUGGAAUCAUGAUUGCUCGUGGUGCAUUAACAAAGCCUUGGAUCUUUACUGAAAUUAAAGAAAGAAGAGAUUGGGAUAUUAGUAGUAGAGAAAGAUUAGAUCAAAUUGGAAAACUUGCUUCAUUUGGAUUAGAACAUUGGGGAAGUGAUACACAAGGAGUCAAUACCACUAGAAGGUUUCUUUGUGAAUCAUUAGGGUUUCAAUACAGAUACGUACCUGUCGGUUUACUAGAAAGAUUACCAGCCAGGAUUAACGAUCGACCUUACCCAUUCAAAGGACGAGACGAACUAGAAACUUUGUUGGCAAGUGGAUCUUCUAAAGAUUGGGUUAAGAUCUCUGAAUUGUUUUUAGGACCUACACCUAUUGAUUGGAACUUUAUUCCUAAACAUAAAAGUAAUGCAUAUGAAGAAGGAAAUGGAUAA
Molecule: messenger RNA, 1378 nt
Organism: Melampsora larici-populina 98AG31
Lineage: Eukaryota; Fungi; Basidiomycota; Pucciniomycetes; Pucciniales; Melampsoraceae
Exons: 8
Coding region: 32-1378 (448 amino acids)
Biological process (GO): tRNA processing
Molecular function (GO): flavin adenine dinucleotide binding; RNA binding; tRNA dihydrouridine synthase activity
Source: RefSeq, a predicted model, not a curated record